AAACCGUAGCCAUGAAAAUGAUGAAAGAAACAAGUAGCAGUAUAAACCAAUUGGAGUUGGAGAGAAAAGAAGAAGAAUCUAGAAAGCUGAAAUGAAUAGGAUUCACAGCAGAUAUAGCAAAGCUCACACUAACAUCAAUUUAUGAUAACAACCUCAAAAUCAAGUUAUCAGUGUGUCACCCUGACUUUUCAAAAACAAUUAUUUGUUGCUUCAUAUUUCACUGUGAUUUCAUAAUAGAUUUUCACUCAUCUUACUUGACUCCAAGCAUUCUAUAUAUCUAGUGCCUCCACGCAUCUCUACCCUCAAAUCUUCACCACACAACACUACCUCAAUUACUCAACUAAAGCUUCAUUCAUUCAUCGUGUCGUGUUGUGUUCUUUGCAACCAUGCUUCUUAGAACAGCGUCCUCUUUCUCUCUCUUCAACGCCAACGGCGACCAUAUACUACUCCCUUCCUCUGUUCGCUACUCUCAGGGCAAACACUUGGUUCCAUGCGCUACCAAGAACUCCAAUAACCGGCCCUUAACCGGCGUCGUAUUUGAACCCUUUGAAGAGGUCAAGAAGGAGCUCGACCUUGUUCCCACUGUCCCACAAGCUUCCCUUGCUCGCCAGAAGUACACCGAUGAGUCUGAGGCUACUAUCAACGAACAGAUCAAUGUGGAGUACAAUGUUUCGUACGUUUAUCAUGCGAUGUUUGCCUACUUCGAUAGGGACAAUGUUGCGCUCAAGGGUCUUGCCAAGUUUUUCAAGGAGUCAAGCGAGGAGGAAAGGGAGCAUGCUGAGAAAUUGAUGGAAUAUCAGAACAAGCGAGGUGGAAAGGUGAAGUUACAAUCUAUAGUGAUGCCUCUUACUGAGUUUGACCAUGAGGAAAAGGGAGAUGCGCUAUAUGCAAUGGAACUUGCCCUGUCGUUGGAGAAGCUGACAAAUGAAAAGCUGCUUAACUUGCACAGUGUUGCCUCAAAGAACAAUGAUGUGCAAUUGGCAGAUUUUAUUGAAAGCGAGUUUUUGGGUGAACAGGUGGAAGCCAUAAAAAAAAUCUCUGAAUACGUUGCUCAACUCAGAAGAGUUGGCAAAGGACAUGGUGUGUGGCACUUUGAUCAGAUGCUACUCCAUGAGGAAGGAGUUGCUGCUUGAUUAACAUUUUUUUUCUACCUCUCGUUCGUGCAUCUAGUUAGUUAUUCGGAUUAGUAUUUUCAGGUCUUUUAAUGCUAGAGAUGAACAAAGUGGAUAUGGAGUAAUAUUGGUCAUUUGUAUGUCGUGUUUUUUUUAGUAAUAUUGGAGUAAUAUGGAAUUUGCGUAUUGGACUAAUAUGGAAUUGACGUAUUGUUGGAGUAAUAUGGAAUUGAAACUCAAAUUACAAUUA
Molecule: messenger RNA, 1362 nt
Organism: Glycine soja
Lineage: Eukaryota; Viridiplantae; Streptophyta; Magnoliopsida; Fabales; Fabaceae
Product: ferritin-3, chloroplastic-like
Exons: 8
Coding region: 387-1133 (248 amino acids)
Biological process (GO): intracellular iron ion homeostasis; iron ion transport
Cellular component (GO): cytoplasm
Molecular function (GO): ferric iron binding; ferrous iron binding
Source: RefSeq, a predicted model, not a curated record